This is a messenger RNA of Girardinichthys multiradiatus, 3908 nucleotides long. RefSeq names its product zinc finger protein 271-like. The record is from RefSeq and is a predicted model, not a curated record. Lineage: Eukaryota; Metazoa; Chordata; Actinopteri; Cyprinodontiformes; Goodeidae. Bases 13 to 2778 code for a protein of 921 amino acids. The transcript is spliced from 3 exons.
UCAGUAGUAAAAAUGUCUCCAGUUCAGCCCCAGAGAGAGACGAUCGACGAGCAGUUAACUCCUGCUGAAGAAACAUUCACUGAGUUUAAAGGAAUCAUCGUCAAGACCGAGGAAGAGCUCGAUGGUCAGCGCAGACUGCUGGAUUUCAGCCGGAUUCCCCUGAUAAUUUUACACAGAAUAGAUUUCUCUCAAUAUUAUGUAUGUAAAGAGGAGGGGGUUCCUACUGAGCUCAGCAACCAGGAGGGGAACUCCACUUUAAAUCAAGACGGAUCAGAACCUCUGCAGAUCAAACAGGAGCAAGAGGAACUGGAACAUCAACAGUUCAAAGUGGAAGAUGAGGAACUCUGCAUCAGUCAGGAUAAAGAGCAGCUUGUGCCAAAACAGGAGACUGAUAACAUUUUGAUGACUCCUUCUAAUGUGCAAAUAACCCACAAUGAAACAGAACCAAACUGGAACCAACUCAUCUUUCAGGCCUCUCCUGAAGUUGACAACCAUGAUCAAGACCCUGGAGAAAAGAGAGAUGAAGAGCAGAAACAAAAUGAUAGAUGCCAGAAACCCAAACAGCAGAAAGGAGCUGCCGACAGUAUGACACAAAAUAUGCACAGGAAAACUCACCCAGACCAAAGUAUAUAUUCCUGUACAAUUUGUGACAAAAUCUUUUUUACAAACUGUCACUUGACUAGACACAUGAGAUCUCACACAGGUGAAAAGCGUUUCACAUGUACGAAGUGUGGAAAAGGUUACACUGAAAGAAGUAGUUUAACUUAUCAUAUGAGAACCCACACAGACGAGAAGCCUUUCUCAUGUGUGACAUGUAAAAAAUGUUUCAGAAACAGAUCUUGUUUAAAAAGUCACAUGAGAACUCACACAGGUGAGAAGCCUUUCUCAUGUGUGACGUGUAAAAAAUGUUUCAGAAACAGUUCUCAUUUGGCACGUCACAUGAGAACUCACUCAAGUGAAAGGCCGUUUAGGUGUGUUAUUUGUGAAAAACGUUUCAGAGAUAAAAUCGUUUUAACUAUUCACAUGAGAAUUCACACGGGUGAGCUGCCUUUCUCAUGUACAAUCUGUGAAAAAAGGUUCACCAGUCGAAGCAAUUUAAGUAGUCACACAAGAAGUCACACAGGUAAGAAGCCUUUCUCAUGUAUUACUUGUGAAAAAAGGUUCACCAGUAGAGGCAGUUUAACUUGUCACAUGAGAACUCACACAGGUGAGACGCCUUUCUCAUGUACAACCUGUGAAAAAAGGUUUACUCGUCGAAGCAGUUUAACUAGUCAUGAAAGAAGUCACACAGGCGAGAUGCCUUUCUCAUGUACAACCUGCGAAAAACGGUUUACCAGUAAAGGUAAUUUAACUAGUCACAUGAGAAGUCACACAUGUGAAAAGCCUUUCUCAUGUGUAACUUGUGAAAAACGUUUUUGUCAGAAAAACCUUUUAACUAUUCAUAUGAGAACUCACACAGGUGAGCAGCCUUUCCCAUGUACAAUCUGUGGAAAAAGAUUCACCAGAAGAGUCAAUUUAACUUGUCACAUGAGAAUUCACUCAGGUGAGAAGCCUUUCCCAUGUACAAUCUGUGAAAAAAAGUUUAAUAGUCGAAGCGGUUUAACUAGUCACAUGAGAAGUCACACAGCUGGGAAGCCUUUCUCUUGUAUAACUUGUGGAAAAGGUUUCAGUAAGAAAAACCUUUUAACUAUUCACACCAGAAGUCACACAGGCGAGCAGCCUUUCCCAUGUACGACCUGUGAAAAAAGGUUCACCAGUAGAGGCAAUUUAACAUGUCACAUGAGAAUUCACACAGGUGAGCAGCCUUUCCCAUGUACGACCUGUGGAAAACGGUUCACCAGUAGAGCCAGUUUAACUUGUCACAUGAGAAUUCACACAGGUGAGAAGCCUUUCUCAUGUACAACCUGUAAAAAAAGGUUCAUCAGUAGAGGCACUUUGACCCGUCACAUGAGAACUCACACAGAUGUGAAGCCUUUCUUAUGUGUGACCUGUAAAAAAUGUUUUAGAAACAGAUCUGAUUUAACAUGUCACAUGAGAACUCACACGGGUGAAAAACGUUUCACAUGUGCGAAGUGUGGAAAGGGUUACAUUGAGAGAAGUAGUUUAACUUAUCACAUGAGAAUCCACACAGGCGAGAAGCCUUUCUCAUGUGUGACCUGUAAAAAACCCUUCAGAAACAGUUCUCAUUUGGCACGACACAUGAGAACUCACACAGGUGAGCAGCCUUUCUCAUGUACAGUGUGUGAAAAAAGGUUAAAUAGUCAAAGCGAUUUAACUAGGCACAUGAGAAUCCACACAGGGGAACAGCCUUUUCCAUGUCCAACCUGUGAAAAAAGGUUCACCAGUAGAGGCAAUUUAAAUUGUCACAUGAGAAUUCACACAGGUGAGAAGCGUUUCUCAUGUACAACCUGUGAAAAAAGGUUCACCAGUCGAUGCAGUUUAACUAGUCACUUGAGAAGUCACACAGGUGAAAAGCCUUUCUCGUGUAUUACUUGUGAAAAACAUUUCCGUAACAAAAACCUUGUAACUAUUCACAUGAGAACUCACACAGGUGAGCAGCCUUUCCCAUGUACGACCUGUGGGAAAAGGUUCUCCAGUAGAGGCAAUUUAACUAUUCACAUGAGAAUUCACACAGGUGAGAAGCCUUUCUCAUGUACAACCUGUAAAAAAUGGUUCAAAAGUAAAGGCAAUUUGAGUCGUCACAUGAGAACUCACACAGAUGAGAAGCCUUUCUCAUGUACGACUUGUGAAAAAGGCUCACCAGUAGAGGCAAUUUAGUUUUUCACAUGAGAAGUCACACAGGUCCAGUGGCAUAAUGUGAACCUCUCAAGUCAUCAAGGUGCUCUGUAACUUACUGUUUAGAAGACAGAGUAAUUACAGCUGGAUCACAUUUUUAAAAUCAAGCAGCUUGGUUAAAAAUGCAUUUCAAAUAAGAUUUCUUACUGAAAUACUAAAACAUUUACCUUCAUUCUGACAGUUUAAACUCCAAAUUUGAAAGGGAUUAUUUUUAGGUGAGAUAUUUACUUAUAAGUGCCUUAAUUAAAAAGUUGUUAGUGGAUGUUUUUUUUCAAGUAAGAUAUUUAUUCAUAGUUACUCCUUUUCCACCACCUCAGUUUGGAGCCUGUUCUGGUUCCUGAAUGUCAUUUUGAGCAGGUGAUGCGAGUUUCCACAAACAAAAGGGCUACCAGAGCACGACCAUUACGGUUCUUCUGUGCAAUCCGUAAUGUCACCUAUAGGCGGGUCAAAACUGCGGACAAUAGAAGCAACAAAUGCGGCGAUGACAACAAAGGACGUCCUGUAUGAAUAUUCUUUAUAUGUUUGCAAAAACCUGCUAAACACACAUUGUAUAACUACUAGUUUCCAUUACACUCACAGAUGCUGAACAUAUGCAAAUGAAAACAUUGUACAUACCAUUUUUGCACCGAGUCGGCGUCUCCUCUUUCGUAUUAAGAGUAAGUUAUGGAUGCUCUCGUUUUGCAUUAAAAGGAAUAUUGUGUGCAGCUUGGCAAGCUCCAUUAUCUCGCUACCCCGCUUCCCUCACAUGUAACGCUCACUGUUAAUGACUUGUUCUUUGGUCCCAAAACUGGUGGAAAGGCGCGUUUGUGCUUAACAAAACACCAAAGGUUGAAAGCACGCGAACCGAACUGGUUCAAGAGUUCCUUUGGUGGAAAAACACUAAGUGGGUCUUAAUGAAACAAUGGGUUAACAUGCUUUCAGAUUUAGACUGCAGCGAUUUUUAGAGCUUUCAGAGUCUUUCUGUAUGUGUCUAUCUUUUCUUAUACCUUAUACUGUGUUUUUGUUCAAUUAAUAAUUUUGGUUAGUGGUUACAUGUUAGAGGUGAAUGUAUGGGCUGGUAAGCUACAAAUGAAUUGUCCAUUGGCAUUAAUAAAGUUUUUAUCUAAAUAUCA